This is a messenger RNA of Scomber japonicus (chub mackerel), 1272 nucleotides long. Its product is annotated as protein NLRC3-like. The transcript has a single exon. The record is from RefSeq and is a predicted model, not a curated record. Lineage: Eukaryota; Metazoa; Chordata; Actinopteri; Scombriformes; Scombridae. The annotation marks the transcript as partial.
UUGUUCAUCUUUGAUGGCCUGGAUGAAAGCAGACUUUCACUGGAUUUCAACAACAGUGAGGUCGUGUCUGAUGUCACACAGAAGUCAUCAGUCAGCGUGCUGUUGACAAACCUCAUCAAAGGGAAGCUGCUUCCCUCGGCUCUCAUCUGGAUAACUUCCCGACCUGCAGCAGCCAAUCAGAUCCCUCCUUCAUGUGUGGACAGGGUAACAGAAGUACGAGGGUUCACUGACGCCCAGAAGGAGGAGUACUUCAGGAGGAGAUUCAGUGAUGAAGAGCAGUCCAGCACAAUCAUCUCACACAUCAAGACAUCCAGGAGCCUCCACAUCAUGUGUCACAUCCCAGUCUUCUGCUGGAUCACUGCUACAGUUCUGGACCACAUGUUGACUACAGACCAGAGAGGAGAGCUGCCCAAGACCCUGACUGACAUGUACUCACACUUCCUGCUGGUCCAGACAAAGAGGAAGAAGAACAAGUAUGAUGAGGGACAUGAGACGAGUCCACAGGAGCUGACGGAGGCUGACAGGAACCUUCUUCUGAAGCUGGGGAGGCUGGCGUUUGAACAACUGGAGAAAGGAAACAUCAUGUUCUACCAAAAAGACCUGGAGCAGUGUGGUCUUGAUGUCACAGAGGCCUCUGUGUUAUCAGGAGUUUGUACACAGAUCUUCAAAAGAGAGAGUGUGAUCUUCCAGAAAACAGUCUACAGCUUUGUUCAUCUGAGCAUUCAGGAGUUUCUGGCUGCAGUCUACAUGUACCACUGUUACACCAGCAGGAAGACAAAGGUACUGAAGGACUUCCUGUGGAAAAAACACAGUUACUCAUCACUGGAUGACUUCCUGAAGGGAGCCAUGGUGAAAUCUCUCAGAAGUAAAAAUGGCCACCUGGACCUGUUUGUCCGCUUCCUUCAUGGCCUCUCUCUGGAGUCCAACCAGAGUCUCUUAGGAGGCCUGCUGGGUCAGACAGACAACAGUCCAGAAACCAUCCAGAGAGUCAUCAACAACCUGAAGAAGAUGAAGACCAAAGUCACUCCUGACAGAAGCAUCAAUAUCUUCCACUGUCUGAUGGAGAUGAACGACCGCUCAGUACAUCAGGAGAUCCAAGAGUUCCUGAAGUCAGACAACAGAUCAGGGAAGGAACUCUCUGAGAUCCAGUGCUCAGCUCUGGCCUACAUGCUGCAGAUGUCAGAGGAGGUUCUGGAUGAGUUGGACCUGAAGAAGUACAACACAUCAGAGGAGGGACGACGGAGACUGAUCCCAGCUGUGAGGAACUGCAGA